Messenger RNA from Cylicocyclus nassatus, 470 nucleotides. The record is from the annotation of a GenBank genome assembly. NCBI's taxonomy places the organism in Eukaryota, Metazoa, Nematoda, Chromadorea, Rhabditida, Strongylidae.
AGGAGAUGGAGUGCUGCCUUCGAUGUGAACAUGCCCGAUUUUGACGGUCUGUCUAGUGGAGCUGUUGCGAGUUAUAUCAUAAUUUUGGGCUUUGUGGUAGUAAUUGCUGUCGCACUUUUGGCAUUUUUCAUACUAAACAAGCGGAAAGGGAGGCAACGACAGCGAACAGCAGCGCAAAACCUCACCAGAAACCAGUUGGCAGAGAGAUCUUCACCUACGUCUUCAUUGGGAGAUGAAGCACCAACAAUAGUCACCAUAAUCCAACCAUCCACACUGCCCUGCAAUGGCCAGAUUCAGGGGCGACGCUACGUGGAGGAGCACUACAUUUUUCCGACAUAGCAUCAUCUUCGGCACCGUUGUAGUCUUAUAAAUGAUUUCUCAUUUUAAAAUUCGUAAUCUUUUAAAGUUUCUCAUUCUACGUUAUAGGGAUGGUAUUCGAUGUAUGAAAAAAUUGUCCAUAAACUCUUGUU